Molecule: messenger RNA, 3119 nt
Organism: Drosophila santomea
Lineage: Eukaryota; Metazoa; Arthropoda; Insecta; Diptera; Drosophilidae
Gene: smid
Product: nuclear valosin-containing protein-like
Exons: 9
Coding region: 109-2910 (933 amino acids)
Biological process (GO): ribosome biogenesis
Cellular component (GO): nucleus
Molecular function (GO): preribosome binding; ATP binding; RNA binding
Source: RefSeq, a predicted model, not a curated record
CUGCAAAGCGAAUAUAUCGAGGCGAGAGCUUCGUUAGCAUUUUGCGAGCGGCAAAGUGAAUUAAUUGUCCUCGUGCGAAUGUCUAGACUGCAGUAAUCCUUGAAUAAUAUGAAGAAAGCCAAGCCGCUGCUGCACGACCAUCUGAUAACGAUCCGAGUAAAGAAGUACCUCGAGGAGCACAUCGGGGAAACCUACCUGGAUGUGAAGCAGAUGACCAGGGAGUUGAUGCAAAAGUACCCGGAAUAUUCACGUCGCAAAUUCGGACCCUUCAGACAGCUGGUGCACCAAGCGUUCUCGAUCAUAUCGGAAAGCUACAACUUGGACAAGGUAAGCAGUUCCGAGGAAGAUUGCGUUAGCGAGGAAUUCGAGGCGCCACCCACCAAUAGUGUGAUGAACAAUAUGAUGAACAGCCUGUAUAGUCAACCAAGAAAGCCGCUGGCGCCCAAGCCGAUCAGCGAGCCCAUCGAUAUAUCCAGUGGUGAUGACAACGACGAUGACUCGAAUACUAACACCACCAACGGAGAUGGUGCUCCAGCUGCUGCUCCUCCAGCAGUUCAGGCCAACGCCUUAAAACGCCUGAUGGAGGAAGUGCCGGAGAUCGCAGUGGCUCCAAAGAAAACAGCCAAACCGAAUACUAUUCACGUCGCCCAGACAGAGUCCGUGCAAAAAUUGCAUCCAGGUGUGGGGCAUCGGGCUAAGAAUCAUUUAGAUGACGCCGGUUCGCGGUCCAAAGAACACCGUAAUGCACCAGGCUUAUAUCAGCAGUUGCACCAAAACCAAAAUCGGGACCGCCCGAGGAAGUACAAAAAGGAGUUGGAGGUGCAGCACACCACGGAAAGUUUCCGGGACAUUGGCGGCAUGGAUAGCACCCUCAAGGAGUUGUGCGAGAUGCUGAUCCACAUUAAGUCGCCGGAGUUCUACUUUCAAUUGGGAUUAUUGCCUUCGAGAGGAUUAUUGCUGCAUGGGCCGCCAGGCUGCGGCAAAACCUUUCUUGCUCGUGCCAUUAGCGGGCAACUAAAAAUGCCUCUUCUGGAAAUACCGGCCACGGAGCUAAUUGGUGGCAUCUCUGGUGAGUCGGAAGAGCGGAUUCGCGAGGUCUUUGAACAGGCCAUAGGCUACUCGCCGUGUGUGCUUUUCAUCGAUGAGAUCGACGCCAUUGGAGGGAAUCGUCAGUGGGCGUCCAAGGAUAUGGAACGUCGCAUUGUGUCGCAGCUGAUAAGCAGCUUGGACAACCUUAAGGCCAACGAGUUUGGCCAAUCAGUUGUCGUCAUAGCAGCCACCACGCGUCCCGAUGUCCUGGAUCCUGGACUACGUCGCAUCGGUCGCUUUGAUCACGAAAUUGCCAUACACAUCCCGUCGCGCAAGGAGCGGCGUGAAAUUUUGCGCAUCCAGUGCGAAGGCUUGUCCAUCGAUCCAAAGCUUAACUAUGAUAAGAUUGCCGAGCUUACACCGGGAUAUGUCGGUGCUGAUCUGAUGGCUCUCGUCAGCCGAGCAGCUUCUGUGGCCGUGAAGCGUAGGUCAAUGAAGAAGUUCCGUGAACUGCACGCUGCCAGUGAGAAGAACAUGACAACGGUCACUUUGGAUGACGACGAACCCAGCGAGGAGGCAGGUGAAAAGGCUGAACAAACAACUGUUGCUGACUCAAAUGAUAAGGAAACUGCAACAGAUGCAGAGGCCGAGCCAAAGGCAGAUGGUGACAAGGAAACAUCUGAUAAGGAGAAAUCAGAAGUCGAGUUACCUAAAACUGAAACCCCCGAAAAAGUGACCAACGGCAAAUCACCCAAGAAAUCGCCGAAGAAAUCAACGGAUGCUGCCAUGGAAGUAGACGAUGUCGCUAACGAAGAGCCGAAAAAAGUCGUUGAGCAGAAAGUUGACUCCUCCUCCAAUGACGAAUACUACGAACCCACGCUGGCUGAGCUGACCAAUUUUCUAGAUAACCCGCCUGAGGAGUUCGCCGAUCCAAACUUCUGCCUCACUCUCAUCGAUUUCGUAGAUGCCAUUAAGGUGAUGCAGCCUUCCGCCAAGCGCGAGGGCUUUGUUACAGUGCCGGACACCACUUGGGAUGACAUUGGUGCCCUAGAAAAAAUUCGCGAAGAGCUUAAGUUGGCUGUUUUGGCGCCAGUCAAGUAUCCAGAGAUGCUGGAACGUCUUGGGCUGACAGCUCCAUCAGGCGUUCUGCUGUGCGGUCCGCCAGGUUGUGGCAAAACUCUUUUGGCCAAGGCUAUUGCCAAUGAGGCUGGCAUCAAUUUUAUAUCAGUGAAGGGGCCCGAGCUUAUGAACAUGUAUGUCGGCGAAAGCGAGCGCGCUGUGCGUGCCUGCUUCCAACGUGCCCGGAACUCUGCUCCCUGUGUCAUCUUCUUCGACGAGUUCGAUUCCUUGUGCCCCAAGCGAUCGGAUGGCGGCGACGGUAAUAAUUCCGGAACUCGUAUAGUUAACCAACUGCUGACCGAAAUGGAUGGCGUGGAGGAGCGCAAGGGUGUAUACAUAUUGGCGGCUACCAACAGACCGGAUAUCAUUGAUCCGGCCAUCCUGAGACCUGGUCGCCUGGACACCAUUUUGUACGUGGGUUUCCCCGAGCAGAGCGAACGUACUGAGAUCUUGAAGGCCACAACCAAAAACGGAAAGCGUCCGGUUCUGGCCGAUGAUGUGGAUCUUGAUGAAAUUGCUGCCCAAACUGAAGGCUAUACUGGCGCUGACUUGGCAGGACUGGUUAAGCAGGCAUCUAUGUUUUCCCUGCGCCAAUCUCUAAACAAUGGCGACAGAAACCUUGACGAUCUGUGCGUACGCAGCCAGCAUUUCAAGGAAGCUUUACAACAGCUUCGCCCCUCAGUUAACGAACAGGACCGCAAAAUAUACGAUAAACUGCGCCUGAAAUACGCAGCUCCUAGGGUACCCAACAUGAAUGAAUAGUAACCCCAUCAACAUUGUUUGUUGUUUUAGCCGAUAAGAAUCCUCGCGAAUCAAAUAAAUUUAGAAUUGCGAAAGUAACGAACAGUUUUCGAAAUGUUACCCAGAAAAAAACAUUGUAAACCUACAUAAUUUCAAAGUUAUUUGGUUUAUUGUUUGUAUUAAGUUACAAAAUAAAUUGGAAAACCUAAUUUUAAAGAUUUAAAUUUGAA